AUGAGUCUGGUGGGAGGCUUCCCCCACCACCCGGUGGUGCAUCAUGAGGGCUAUCCGUUCGCCGCCGCCGCCGCCGCUGCUGCCGCCGCGGCCGCCAGUCGCUGCAGCCACGAGGAGAACCCCUACUUCCACGGCUGGCUCAUCGGCCACCCCGAGAUGUCGCCCCCCGAUUACAGCAUGGCCCUGUCCUACAGCCCCGAGUACGCCAGCGGCGCCGCCAGCCUGGACCACUCCCAUUACGGGGGGGUGCCGCCGGGCGCUGGGCCCCCAGGCCUGGGGGGGCCGCGCCCGGUGAAGCGCCGGGGCACCGCCAACCGCAAGGAGCGGCGUAGGACUCAGAGCAUCAACAGCGCCUUCGCAGAGCUGCGCGAGUGCAUCCCCAACGUGCCCGCCGACACCAAGCUCUCCAAGAUCAAGACUCUGCGCCUGGCCACCAGCUACAUCGCCUACCUCAUGGACCUGCUGGCCAAGGACGACCAGAACGGCGAGGCGGAGGCCUUCAAGGCAGAGAUCAAGAAGACAGAUGUGAAAGAAGAGAAGAGGAAGAAGGAGCUGAAUGAAAUCUUGAAAAGCACAGUAAGCAGCAACGACAAGAAAACCAAAGGCCGGACGGGGUGGCCUCAGCACGUCUGGGCCCUGGAGCUCAAGCAGUGA
This is a messenger RNA of Budorcas taxicolor (takin), 654 nucleotides long. It is a transcript of the gene HAND2, whose product is annotated as heart and neural crest derivatives expressed 2. The transcript has 2 exons. Lineage: Eukaryota; Metazoa; Chordata; Mammalia; Artiodactyla; Bovidae. The coding region runs from base 1 to 654 and encodes 217 amino acids. The record is from RefSeq and is a predicted model, not a curated record. Gene Ontology annotation, molecular function: protein dimerization activity; DNA-binding transcription factor activity, RNA polymerase II-specific; RNA polymerase II transcription regulatory region sequence-specific DNA binding. Gene Ontology annotation, biological process: heart development; regulation of transcription by RNA polymerase II.